Linum tenue is the source of this 745-nucleotide messenger RNA. The record is from the annotation of a GenBank genome assembly. NCBI's taxonomy places the organism in Eukaryota, Viridiplantae, Streptophyta, Magnoliopsida, Malpighiales, Linaceae.
CUGCGUUAACAUUAUCUGUCUAUCGAAUCCCAUCUCCCUACCAAAGAACCUACAAUGGCGUCGUAUGUUGCUAAUGACAACAUCGUACGAGGAAUCGCAAUGUUCCUGUGUUUGGGUUGCGUAGCAAUGUCCAACCUUGCUAACUUGGUCGCGGCGGACUUCGGCACCGCCACCUCUUACAACCCUCCUUAUCUACCGACGAGGUGCAACGGCGGGAGGCAGGACCAGUUUCCGGCGGGGAACAUGUUCGUGGCGGUGGGGGAAGGGCUGUGGGACAACGGGGCGGCGUGCGGCCGGCGGUACAGGAUGCGGUGCCUCAGCGGAGCCAACCGGCCGUGCAAAGAAGGCACCAUGAUCGACGUCAAGGUGGUGGAUUACUGCCCAAAAUCGCCUUGCCCUGCCACCUUUUUGCUCUCCAAUGACGCCUUCAACGCCAUCUCCCACCACCCAAACGCCAAGAUCAACAUCGAAUAUGCUCAGGACAUGAUGAUGAUGAUGAUGUGGCGAUAUCGACGGGAGCGGUCACGUUAAAAAGAGGAGAUGGAACGUAUAGGAUGAUUGUAAAUUGUUUUGAUGCUAGCUCGAAGAAGAAUGAGCAUCAAGAGAUGAUUGUUGUGGUUUAGGUUAGAUCAAUGGUGGACUUUGUAAUACACGAUAGAAUAGAAUAGAAUAAGAAAUCAGCCGAUUGGAAAUCCAACUUCUUGGUUCCAAUAAAAUUGGCAUUCGCUAUCAUAACCAUAUACAU